Molecule: messenger RNA, 2533 nt
Organism: Linum trigynum
Lineage: Eukaryota; Viridiplantae; Streptophyta; Magnoliopsida; Malpighiales; Linaceae
Source: the annotation of a GenBank genome assembly
AUCGGUUCGGUUCAAACCGAACCAAAAUUGAAUAUACCGGAUCUCCGAAAGUGUCUGUGAGGCAAACCGAAUUCGAACCGAAAUUUAAGUCGGUUCGGUUCAUCCAAACCGAAUUGAAUACCGGUUCGGUUUUAAUACACAAACCCGAGGAGUUAUAAACCACCGCACUUUCUCUCUCUCUCCCAUACACCCAAACCCUCAUGUCUCUCCAUUUCUCCCUCUCUCUCCCCCCUCCAACAAACGCAAUCGAUGUAGAUCAGAAAGCGACGAUGCUGCGGUGGAAUAUCCUCCAUCUCGUGACUCAUCAGUGAGCAGAAACAGCAGGCUGCGACGGUGGUAUCUCCUCCGACUCGCGACUCAGCGGCGAGCAGAAUGCAGCGGUGGUAUCUACUCCAUCUCGUGACUCAGCGGCGAGCAGAAACAGCGAGCUGCGACGGUGGUAUCUCCUCCGACUCGCGACUCGGUGGCGAACAGAAAACAGCGGUGCUAGGGUGGUAUCUCCUCCGUCUCACGACUCACCGGCAACCGCGAUUGAUGCAGAAGUUAGAAUACAACGCAGCGGCAGGCGGGUACGACGAUUGAAUGUUAGAGGUCAGUAUGGUUGUAGAUCCAAGCAUGCAUGUCGUUUUUCUUUUUGAUUUUCACCUUCGAGUUUCAGUAGCAUUGUCGCUCUUUUCGAUUCAGGAGUAGAAAGCUUGGAUUUUGGAGAAGAAAGUUUUGAUUUUCAAUAUUGAUUUUGAUGCAUUUGGGGUUUUAUAUUUGGAUUUGGGUUUUUUUAAUCUCAGGGAGGAGAAGGGAGCAGAGAGAGGGGAAAUGGCAUCAAAAUCCAGUGGCCGGUGAGGAUGAGUUGGUGGCAAAGCCAACGGAUGAGAGGAGGAUCGGUGAUGUUGGAUGGUUGUUGGCGGCUUGGGUCAAGGAUUUGGUGUUCUUUGUUAGGGUUAGGUUAGUAGUAGGGAUGGAGAAGUUGUGGGCUUAUGGGAUUAAUUUUGGGCUUUGUUUAAUUUGGGCUGGGAGGGAUUUGUGUUUUAUUUGGGCUGUGAAAGAACUGGGCUUUGUGAGAGGUUGAGUAGUCAGUUGGGUUGUAGUAUUGUGGGUUAAAUUUUUUGUUCGGUUUCUCGGUUCGGUUGUUCGGAAUUCGGGUUUGGUCUGCAUACACCUGGUUUCCGAAACAAAUGGUUUUGGCUUCCGAAUUUCGAACCGAACAACAAUAAUUCGGUUUCGGUUUGGUUCAAUUCGGUUUCGGUCCGGUUCGAUUCGGGUUUACCGAACUGGAUGCCCACCCCUAAGCGGGUCACACUUGAGCCGUUAAAAAACUGUAAAUAGACCACUACCUUAUAUAUACUAAUUUUAUAACUAGCACAUUCCAUACCUCGAGGUAGGGAUGGGUUUGGCGUGGGUUUGCCUAAACCAACCUCAUCCCCAUUUUCAAAUAUCCAAACCCAAACCCUCUUUAUACCCAUGCGAUGGAAGGUUUUACAAAUCCAUACCCAUACUCACGGUUUUUAGAUACCCAUGGGUAAUACCCACUCCAUCAACUACUCACCAUUAAAAAAAGAAUAUGGUGACAAAUGUGGAUUUCACCCGCCCAAAAUUAUGGAACUAAUACAUAAGUGACACGUCCCGUCUCUUUUCAAAAACCAAACCAUAACUCAAACCAAAAACCGGUUACUCCGAAGCAACCCAAACCACAAUUUAAAACAAACAAACCGACAUCAUUUAAUAAUUUUUAACGAAAAGCCCUAACAUUUGGGCAAAAAUUCUCAAUCUCAAACACUUAAAACGACUUAACACAGAAUCUCCAAUUUGUACUAAUAACCAUGAAACAAAAUAAUUAACUAAUCUAACUUGACUCCUCACGAGCUUUCUGAUAUCCCGACGACGUUGGUACUGCUGCUCGCCUCGCCCUACUUCUUCUCAUGAUCCACUUCUGCUAGACUAUCCUCAACCUGGUGAGUGAGAAGGGGUCAGUCUCGUCGUUACUUCCUAAGGUCUUCCUAGGGGUCAGUCUCGUCGUUACUUCCUAGGCAAACUCCUUACUAAACACAUUAUUAGGGGAAUGCCUUCCUAGCAUGAAAGUCGUUCUCGCUUUCUGCUCUUAAUUAACCAUUCCUAUCAACUCAUCUCAACAUUAACUCAUAAAAGUUCUCGACUUCUAUCAUUAUCUCAACACAAAACACUAGGACCACCGCGUUACGUCUCGUCGUUCGGUGUCCUACCCUAGUAUGCCAACCGCGUUACGUCUCGCCGUCCGGUUGCAUACCCAAACUCGGCAAUGGCACUGCGUUAUGUCUCGCCGUCCAGUCCAUGCCCGUCAACUACUGCGUUAGGUCUUGCCGUCCAGUAGUGAUCCGACCAUCUACCGCGUUCAGUAGUGGCCCAACCGCAUGGGGGUUCCUCAUACCAUCAACCAUACAAACAUACAUACAUUCAUACAUAGCACAACGCGUGCCUCCAUCCUUACAGGCGGUGGGAUGCCUCACACACAUAUCGCGCAUACUAGAAAAAAUUUACUAAAUAAAAACUUGAACGAAAA